CUCGGAGCAGCUCUGCCGCGGGGACUGCGCCGCCCGCCCUGCCGGACCCGCCCCGACCGGGGCUCGCGCCGCCAGCAGCCGCAGCACCGCGACCUCGGGCCCCAGGCCGACUAUGGCUGUGCCCUGGGGCUGAGCGCGCAGGCUGUGUGACCGAGACUCCCAAGGAGAAAGGCUGAAAGGAAGAGGAAAGAGGGGCGGGCUCCUGGCAAGGCAUUCGCUCCUGAACUGAAUCCUGCAAAGAUGGAGAAGGAGGAGGAGGCGACCCGGGAGCUGCUGCUGCCCAACUGGCAGGGCAGCGGCUCCCACGGGCUGACCAUUGCCCAGAGGGACGACGGUGUCUUUGUGCAGGAGGUGCUGCAGAACUCCCCUGCGGCCCGCACUGGCGUGGUCAAGGAGGGGGACCAGAUCGUAGGUGCCACCUUCUACUUUGACAACCUGCAGUCGGAGGAGGUGACCCAGCUGCUAAACACCAUGGGACACCACACCGUAGGCCUGAAGCUUCACCGUAAGGGGGACCACUCCCCCGAGCCUGGCCAGACCUGGACCCAGGAAGUCUUCAGCUCUCACAGCUCCGAAGUGGUUCUGACCGGGGUUGAUGAAGAGUAUCAGCGCAUCUACACCACAAAGAUCAAGCCUCGGCUGAAGUCGGAGGACGGAGUGGAAGGGGACCCUGGGGAGACCCAAAGCCGCACCAUUACGGUGACCAGAAGGGUCACAGCCUACACUGUGGAUGUGACCGGCCGAGAAGGAGCCAAGGAAACCGACAUCAGCAGCCCUGAAUUCAAGAUCAAGAUUCCAAGGCAUGAACUGACUGAAAUCUCCAACGUCGACGUGGAAACCCAGUCCGGAAAGACAGUAAUCAGACUGCCCUCGGGCUCAGGGGCAGCCUCUCCAACCACGGGCUCUGCUGUGGACAUCCAAGCAGGGACCAUUUCCGCUUCAGGACCAGAGCUCCCAGGUGUUGACCACUCGAAGCUCCAGGUCACUGUGCCUGGGAUAAAGGUGGGAAGCCCAGGCAUCAGUGUCAGUGUGAAGGGCUUAGACCUGGGUGGCAAAGGAGGGGUCCAAGUUCCAGGAGUUGACAUUUCAUCUUCUCUUGGGGGAGGGGCAGUAGAAGUGCAGGGCCCAUCCCUCGAGAGUGGUGAUAUUGGGAAAAUUAAAAUUCCAACCAUGAAGGUGCCAAAAUUUGGUGUCUCCACAGGGCCCAAGGGCCAGGCACCAGAGGCAGGACUGAGUGUUUCUGCACCUGAAUUCUCUGUGGGGCAUAAGGGCGGCCGGCCAGGCUUGACCAUCGGUGGGCAUAUCCAGGACCCUCAGCUACAAAUCAGUGCCCCCUCUGCCAAUAUUAAGGGGCUUGAGGGGAAGCUGAAGGGCUCCCAAAUCACUGGGCCAUCACUUGAGGGUGACCUAGGCCUGAAAGGUGCCAAGCUACAGGGGAGCAUAGGGGUGGACACCUCUGCUCCCAAACUCGGGGGCAGCAUCACUGGCCCCACUGUAGAAGUUCAAGCCCCUGAUGUUGAUGUUCAUGGGCCUGGGGGCAAACUGAAUAUGCCCAAGAUGAAAGUCCCCAAAUUUUCUGUGUUGGGUUCGAAAGGAGAGGGAGCUAGCAUUGAUGUGACACUGCCCACAGGUGAAGUGACUCUUCCUGGGAUCUCUGGGGAUGUCUGCCUGCCUGAGAUUGCUCCUGGUGGGCUGGAAGGGAAGAUGAAGGGUGCUAAAGUCAAGACUCCUGAAAUGAUUAUUCAGAAACCUAAAAUCUCUAUGCAGGAGGUGGAUCUGAGCCUCGGGUCCUCUCAAUUGAAAGGAGAUAUUAAGGUUUCUGCUCCUAGGGUGCAAGGUGGUGUUAAAGGCCCUCAAGUGGCAGUUAAAGGCUCCAAAGUGGACAUUGAGACACCAAACCUAGAGGGGACCUUGAUGGGCUCCAAGCUUGGCAGUCCUUCUGGCAAAACAGGAACCUGUAGGAUCUCUAUGGCAGAUGUAGACUUAAACGUGAUUGCACCUAAAGUGAAAGGGGGUGUAGAUGUCACACUCCCAAAAGUAGAAGGGAAAAUCAAAGUCCCUGAAGUUGAUGUCAAAGGCCCCAAAGUGGACACCAGCGCCCCAGAUGUGGAAGUUCAUGGCCCAGAAUGGAACCUGAAAAUGCCCAAGAUGAAAAUGCCCAAGUUCAGCACUCCAGGAGUCAAAGGGGAAGGCCUAGGUGUAGAAAUGACUCUACCCAAAGGAGAUGUCAGCAUUUUAGGGCCCAAGGUCAGUGUGGAAGCCCCAGAAGUCAACGUAGAGGGUCUGGGGGGCAAACUUAAAGGCCCUGAUGUUAAGCUGCCUGAAGUGACUGUCAAGACCCCAAAGGUCUCCAUGCCUGAUGUAGAUUUGCACGUGAAAGGUACAAAGGUGAAGGGAGAGUAUGAUGUAACAGUGCCAAAGCUCGAGGGAGAACUGAAAGGCCCCGAAGUGGACACUGAUGCCCUAGGUGUGGAUGUUCAGGGCCCAGACUGGCAUCUGAAAAUGCCCAAGAUGAAAACGCCCAAAUUCAGUGUGCCAGGGUUCAAAGGAGAGGGCCCAGAAGUGGAAGUCAAUCUUCCCAAGGCCGAUGUGGACAUUUCUAGGCCCAAGGUAGAUGUUAGUGCUCCAGAUGUGAGCAUUGAGGGACCAGGAGGGAAAUUGAAAGGACCCAAGUUUAAGAUGCCGGAGAUGAAUAUCAGAGCCCCAAAGAUCUCCAUGCCAGAUGUGGACUUACAUUUGAAAGGCCCCAGUGUAAAGGGAGAGUAUGAUGUCACCGUGCCAAAGGUCGAAGGGGAAAUUAAAGUUCCUGAUGUUGAACUUAAAAGUGCCAAAGUGGACAUUAGUACCCCGGAUGUAGAUGUUCAGGGCCCAGACUGGCACCUGAAGAUGCCCAAGGUGAAAAUGCCCAAGUUCAGCAUGCCUGGCUUCAAAGGAGAGGGUCCAGAAGUAGAUGUGAACCUGCCCAAGGCUGAUGUUGAUGUCUCCAGGCCCAAAGUGGGUAUUGAACUGCCGGAUGUGAAUAUUGAAGGACCUGAAGGGAAGUUAAAGGGUCCCAAGUUUAAGAUGCCUGAGAUGAAUAUCAAGACCCCAAAGAUCUCCAUGCCUGAGAUAGAUCUGCAUAUGAAAAGUCCCAAGGUAAAGGGAGACUAUGAUGUCACAGUGCCAAAGCUGGAAGGAGAUCUGAAAGGCCCAAAACUGGAUAUCAGUGCCCCAGAUAGUGAAGUUCAUGGUCCUGAUUGGAAUCUGAAAAUGCCAAAGAUUAAAAUGCCCAAAUUUAGCAUGCCCAGCCUCAAAGGAGAGGACCCAGAAUUGAAUGUGAACCUGCCCAAGGCUGAUGUGGACAUUUCUGCACCAAAGGUAGAUAUUAGUGCUCCAGACCUGAACCUUGAAGGUCCAGAAGGGAAGUUGAAAGGCCCCAAGUUUAAGAUGCCUGAGAUGCACUUCAAAGCUCCAAAAAUGUCUCUGCCAGAUGUUGACCUUGAUCUUAAAGGACCCCAAAUGAAAGGAAAUCUAGAUGUGUCUGCACCAAAAAUAGAGGGUGAGAUGAAAGUUCCAGAUGUGGACAUCAAAGGUCCCAUGGUUGAUAUUAAAGCAGCAGAUGAAGUUCAAGGUCCAGAUUGGAGCCUGAAAAUGCCCAAGAUAAAAAUGCCGAAGUUCAGCAUGCCAGGUUUCAAAGCAGAGGGCCCAGAUGUGGAUGUGGACCUGCCCAAGGCUGACAUUGACAUCUCAGGACCAAAGGUGGACAUUGAAGCCCCAGAUGUGAGCCUUGAGGGUCCAGAAGGGAAGCUGAAGGGUCCCAAGUUUAAGAUGCCUGAGAUGCAUUUCAAGGCCCCCAAGGUCUCCAUGCCCGAUGUUGACUUAAACUUGAAAGGCCCCAAAGUCAAAGGGGAUCUGGAUGUAUCUGUGCCCAAGAUAGAAGGUGAAAUGAAAGUGCCGGAUGUGGAAAUCAAAGGGCCCAAAGUGGACAUUGUUGUCCCAGAUGUUGAUGUUCAUGGCCCAGACUGGCACCUGAAGAUGCCCAAGAUGAAAAUGCCCAAGUUCAGCAUGCCUGGCUUCAAAGCAGAGGGCCCAGAUGUGGACGUGAACCUGCCCAAGACUGACAUUGACAUCUCAGGACCCAAAGUGGACAUUGAGGCCCCAGAUGUGAGCCUUGAGGGUCCAGAAGGGAAGCUGAAGGGUCCCAAGUUUAAGAUGCCUGAGAUGCACUUCAAGGCCCCCAAGGUCUCCAUGCCUGAUGUUGACUUAAACUUGAAAGGCCCCAAAGUCAAAGGGGAUCUGGAUGUAUCUGUGCCCAAGAUAGAAGGUGAAAUGAAAGUGCCGGAUGUGGAAAUCAAAGGGCCCAAAGUGGACAUUGAUGUCCCAGAUGUUGAUGUUCAUGGCCCAGACUGGCACCUGAAGAUGCCCAAGAUGAAAAUGCCCAAGUUCAGCAUGCCUGGCUUCAAAGCAGAGGGCCCAGAAGUGGAUGUGAACCUGCCCAAGACUGGCAUUGAUGUCUCGGGACCAAAAGUGGACAUUGAAGCCCCAGAUGUGAGCCUUGAGGGUCCAGAAGGGAAGCUGAAGGGUCCCAAGUUUAAGAUGCCUGAGAUGCACUUCAAGGCCCCCAAGGUCUCCAUGCCUGAUGUUGACUUAAACUUGAAAGGCCCCAAAGUCAAAGGGGAUCUGGAUGUAUCUGUGCCCAAGAUAGAAGGUGAAAUGAAAGUGCCGGAUGUGGAAAUCAAAGGGCCCAAAGUGGACAUUGAUGUCCCAGAUGUUGAUGUUCAUGGCCCAGACUGGCACCUGAAGAUGCCCAAGCUGAAAAUGCCCAAGUUCAGCAUGCCUGGCUUCAAAGCAGAGGGCCCAGAAGUGGAUGUGAACCUGCCCAAGACUGGCAUUGAUGUCUCAGGACCCAAAGUGGACAUUGAAGCUCCAGAUGUGAGCCUUGAGGGUCCAGAAGGGAAGUUGAAGGGUCCCAAGUUUAAGAUGCCUGAAAUGCACUUCAAGGCCCCCAAGGUCUCCAUGCCUGAUGUGGACCUGAAUCUUAAGGGGCCAAAACUAAAGGGAGAUGUGGAUGUGUCUGUGCCUAAAUUGGAAGGUGAAAUGAAAGUGCCAGAUGUGGAUAUUAAAGCCCCCAAAGUUGACAUAAGUGCCCCAGAUGUGGAUGUGCAUGGUCCAGAUUGGCACCUAAAGAUGCCCAAGGUGAAAAUGCCCAAGUUCGGCAUGCCCGGCUUCAAAGGAGAGGGCCCCGAUGUUGAUGUGAACCUGCCCAAGGCCGCUAUUGGUGUCUCAGGACCGAAGGUGGACAUUGAUAUUCCAGAUGUGAAUAUUGAAGGUCCAGAUGCGAAACUUAAAGGUCCCAAAUUUAAGAUGCCAGAAAUGAAUAUAAAGUCUCCGAACAUAUCCAUGCCAGAUGUAGAUUUGCAUUUGAAAGGUCCUAAAAUGAAAGGAGAUUUUGAUGUUACAGUUCCAAAAGUAGAAGGAGAGUUAAAAGCCCCUGAUGUUGACAUCAAAAGCCCCAACGUGGACAUUAAUGUACCAAAGGUAGAUGUUCAUGGCCCAGACUGGCACCUGAAGAUGCCCAAGGUGAAAAUGCCCAAGUUCAGCAUGCCCGGCUUCAAAGGAGAGGGCCCAGAAGUGGAUGUGAACCUGCCCAAGACCAGUGUUGACAUCUCAGGACCCAAGGUGGACAUUGAUGCUCCAGAUGUGAAUAUUGAAGGGCCAGAGGGGAAACUAAAAGGCCCCAAGUUCAAGAUGCCAAGCAUGCACAUACAGACACACAAAAUCUCUAUGCCUGAUGUUGGACUUAAUCUGAAAGCCCCUAAACUAAAAACUGAUGUGGAUGUUUCCCUUCCCAAAGUAGAAGGAGAGUUGAAAGGUCCUGAAAUUGAUGUAAAAGCACCUAAGAUGGAUGUGAAUGUUGGUGAUAUUGAUAUUGAAGGUCCAGAAGGAAAGUUGAAAGGCCCCAAGUUUAAGAUGCCUGAGAUGCACUUCAAGGCCCCCAAGAUCUCCAUGCCUGAUGUGGACUUACACUUAAAAGGCCACAAAGUCAAAGGGGAUGUAGAUGUGUCUGUGCCCAAAGUAGAAGGUGAAAUGAAAGUGCCAGAUGUGGAUUUCAAGGGCCCUAAAGUGGACAUUGAUGUCCCAGAUGUGGAUGUUCAUGGCCCAGACUGGCGCCUGAAGAUGCCCAAGAUGAAAAUGCCUAAGUUCAGCAUGCCUGGCUUCAAAGCAGAGGGCCCAGAUGUGGACGUGAACCUGCCCAAGGCUGACAUUAAUGUGUCUGGACCCAGUGUGGACAUUGAUGCUCCUGAUUUGGAUAUUGAGGGACCAGAAGGAAAAUUGAAAGGCCCCAAAUUUAAGAUGCCCAAGUUGAAUAUCAAAGCUCCCAAGAUAUCCAUGCCAGAUGUGGACUUGAAUUUGAAGGGACCCAAACUGAAAGGAGAGAUAGACGUUUCUGUGCCAGAAGUUGAAGGUGAUCUCAGAGGUCCGCAAGUCGAUAUCAAAGGUCCCAGUGUGGAUGUGAAAGUCCCUGACGUUGAGUUAGAAUGUCCUGAUGCAAAGAUGAAAGGCCCCAAGUUUAAGAUGCCUGAGAUGCACUUUAAGGCCCCCAAGAUCUCCAUGCCUGAUGUGGACUUACACCUGAAAGGUCCCAAAGUCAAAGGGGAUCUGGAUGUGUCUGUGCCAAAAUUGGAAGGUGAUUUGAAAGGACCCAGUGUGGAUGUGGAGGUGCCUGAUGUUGAUCUGGAAUGUCCUGAUGCAAAGAUGAAAGGCCCCAAGUUUAAGAUGCCAGACAUGCAUUUCAAGGCCCCUAAGAUCUCCAUGCCUGAUGUGGACUUACACGUAAAAGGCCCUAAAGUCAAAGGGGAUCUGGAUGUGUCUAUGCCAAAAGUAGAAGGUGAUUUGAAAGGCCCCAGUGUGGACGUGGAGGUGCCUGAUGUUGAUCUGGAAUGUCCUGAUGCAAAGGUGAAAGGUCCCAAGUUUAAGAUGCCAGACAUGCAUUUCAAGGCCCCCAAGAUCUCAGUGCCUGAUGUGGACUUACACUUAAAAAGCCCCAAAGUCAAAGGGGAUGUGGAUGUGUCUGUGCCCAAAGUAGAAGGUAAGAUGAAAGUACCAGAUAUGGAAAUCAAAGGGCCCAAAGUGGACAUUGAUGUCCCAGAUGUUGAUGUUCAUGGCCCAGACUGGCACCUGAAGAUGCCCAAGAUGAAAAUGCCCAAGUUCAGCAUGCCUGGCUUCAAAGCAGAGGGCCCAGAUGUGGACGUGAACCUGCCCAAGACUGACAUUGACAUCUCAGGACCAAAAGUGGACAUUGAGGCACCAGAUGUGAGCCUUGAGGGUCCAGAAGGGAAGCUGAAGGGUCCCAAGUUUAAGAUGCCUGAGAUGCACUUCAAGGCCCCCAAGGUCUCCAUGCCUGAUGUUGACUUAAACUUGAAAGGCCCCAAAAUCAAAGGGGAUCUGGAUGUAUCUGUGCCCAAGAUAGAAGGUGAAAUGAAAGUGCCAGAUGUGGAAAUCAAAGGGCCCAAAGUGGACAUUGAUGUCCCAGAUGUUGAUGUUCAUGGCCCAGACUGGCACCUGAAGAUGCCCAAGAUGAAAAUGCCCAAGUUCAGCAUGCCUGGCUUCAAAGCAGAGGGCCCAGAAGUGGAUGUGAACCUGCCUAAGACUGGCAUUGAUGUCUCGGGACCCAAAGUGGGCAUUGAAGCCCCAGAUGUGAGCCUUGAGGGUCCAGAAGGGAAGCUGAAGGGUCCCAAGUUUAAGAUGCCUGAGAUGCACUUCAAGGCGCCCAAGAUCUCCAUGCCUGAUGUGGACUUAAACUUGAAAGGCCCCAAAGUCAAAGGGGAUCUGGAUGUGUCUGUGCCCAAGAUAGAAGGUGAAAUGAAAGUGCCGGAUGUGGAAAUCAAAGGGCCCAAAGUGGACAUUGAUGUCCCAGAUGUUGAUGUUCAUGGCCCAGACUGGCACCUGAAAAUGCCCAAGAUGAAAAUACCCAAGUUCAGCAUGCCUGGCUUCAAAGCAGAGGGCCCAGAAGUGGAUGUGAACCUGCCUAAGACUGGCAUUGAUGUCUCAGGACCCAAAGUGGACAUUGAAGCUCCAGAUGUGAGCCUUGAGGGUCCAGAAGGGAAGCUGAAGGGUCCCAAGUUUAAGAUGCCUGAGAUGCACUUCAAGGCCCCCAAGAUCUCCAUGCCUGAUGUUGACUUAAACUUGAAAGGCCCCAAAGUCAAAGGGGAUCUGGAUGUAUCUGUGCCCAAGAUAGAAGGUGAAAUGAAAGUGCCGGAUGUGGAAAUCAAAGGGCCCAAAGUGGACAUUGAUGUCCCAGAUGUUGAUGUUCAUGGCCCAGACUGGCACCUGAAGAUGCCCAAGGUGAAAAUGCCCAAGUUCAGCAUGCCUGGCUUCAAAGGUGAGGGCCCUGAUGUGAAUGUGAACCUGCCCAAGACUGAUGUUGAUAUCUCAGGACCUAAGGUAGACAUUGAAGGCCCUGAUUUUAAUAUUGAAGGACCAGAAGGAAAGUUGAAAGGUCCUAAGUUCAAGAUGCCUGAGAUGAACAUCAAAGCCCCCAAGAUCUCCAUGCCUGACUUUGACUUGCAUCUGAAAGGUCCCAAAGUAAAGGGUGAUGUGGAUGUUUCUCUGCCCAAAGUGGAAGGUGACCUCAAGAGCCCCAAAGUGGACAUUAAGUGUCCCAAAGUAGAUAUCGAUGCCCCAGAUGUGGAUGUUCAAGGCCCUGACUGGCACCUGAAGAUGCCCAAGGUGAAAAUGCCUAAGUUCAGCAUGCCUGGCUUCAAAGGAGAGGGUCCCGAAGUGGAUGUGAACCUGCCCAAAGCCAAUAUUGAUGUCUCAGGACCUCAGGUGGACAUUGAAGGCCCUGAUGUUAACAUUGAAGGACCAGAAGGAAAGUUGAAAGGUCCCAAGUUCAAGGUGCCUGAGAUGAACAUUAAAGCCCCAAAGAUCUCCCUGCCUGACAUAGAUCUAAAUUUGAAAGCUCCGAAGGUCAAAGGCGAUGUGGAUGUUACCCUGCCAAAGGUGGAAGGUGACCUAAAGGGCCCCAAAGUUGACAUCAAAGGCCCCAAAGUGGACAUCAAUGCCCCUGAUGUGGAUGUUCAUGGCCCAGACUGGCACCUGAAGAUGCCCAAGAUGAAAAUGCCUAAGUUCAGCAUGCCUGGCUUUAAAGGAGAGGGCCCAGAUGUGGAUGUGAACUUGCCGAAGGCUGACAUUGAUGUCUCAGGACCGAAAGUAGACAUCGAAUGUCCUGAUGUGAAUAUUGAUGGGCCUGAAGGAAAGUGGAAAAGUCCAAAGUUUAAGAUGCCUGAAAUGCAUUUGAAGACUCCAAAGAUUUCCAUGCCAGAUAUUGACCUUAAUCUAACAGGUCCAAAAUUAAAAGGAGGUGUGGAUGUAUCAGGUCCUAAGAUUGAGGGAGAUCUGAAAGGACCUGAAGUUGAUCUCAAAGGCCCCAAAGUGGACAUUAAUGUCCCAGAUGUUGAUGUUCAGGGCCCAGAUUGGCACCUGAAGAUGCCCAAAAUGAAAAUGCCCAAGUUCAGCAUGCCUGGCUUCAAAGGAGAAGGCCCAGAAGUGGAUGUGAACCUGCCCAAGGCUGACAUUGAUGUUUCAGGACCCAAGUUAGAUAUUGAAGGCCCAGAUGUUAGUAUUGAAGGCCCAGAAGGAAAGUUGAAAGGUCCUAAGUUCAAGAUGCCCGAGAUGAACAUCAAAGCCCCCAAGAUUUCCAUGCCUGACUUUGACUUGCAUCUGAAAGGUCCCAAGGUAAAGGGUGAUGUGGAUUUUUCUCUGCCCAAUGUGGAAGGUGACCUCAGAGGCCCUGAGGUUGACCUCAAAGGCCCCGGAGUGGACCUUAGUGCCCCGGAUGUUGAUGUUCAUGGCCCAGACUGGCACCUGAAGAUGCCCAAGGUGAAAAUGCCCAAGUUCAGCAUGCCUGGCUUCAAAGGAGAGGGUCCCGAAGUGGACGUGAACCUGCCCAAGGCUGACAUUGAUGUCUCAGGACCCAAGGUGGACAUUGAAGGCCCUGACGUUCAUAUUGAAGGACCAGAGGGAAAGCUGAAAGGUCCCAAGUUCAAGAUGCCAGAGAUGAACAUCAAAGCCCCCAAGAUUUCCAUGCCUGACAUUGAUCUUAACCUGAAAGGGCCCAAAGUGAAGGGUGAUAUGGAUGUGUCUCUACCAAAAGUGGAAGGUGAGAUUAAAGCUCCAGAGGUGGAUAUUAAAGGGCCCAAAGUGGAUAUUGAUGCCCCAGAUGUGGAUGUUCAUGGCCCAGACUGGCACCUGAAGAUGCCCAAGAUAAAAAUGCCCAAGUUCAGCAUGCCCGGCUUCAAAGGAGAGGGCCCAGAAGUGGACGUGAACCUGCCCAAGGCCGACAUUGACGUCUCAGGACCCAAGGUGGACAUUGAUGUUCCAGAUGUGAAUAUUGAAGGUCCAGAUGCAAAACUGAAGGGCCCCAAGUUCAAGAUGCCAGAGAUGAACAUCAAGGCUCCUAAGAUCUCUAUGCCAGAUUUGGACCUUAAUCUUAAAGGUCCUAAAAUAAAAGGAGAUGUGGAUCUUUCACUUCCAAAUGUAGAAGGUGAUUUGAAAGGACCUACUCUUGACAUAAGGGGCCCAAAAGUAGAUGUGGAUACUCCAGAUAUUGACAUUCAUGGCCCAGAGGGCAAAUUAAAAGGUCCCAAACUGAAGAUGCCUGACAUGCAUGUAAACAUGCCCAAGAUCUCCAUGCCAGAUAUUGACUUGAAUUUGAAAGGCUCGAAGCUGAAGGGAGAUGUUGAUGUUUCUGGGCCCAGAUUGGAAGGUGACAUUAAAGCUCCUAAACUGGAUGUAAAGGGCCCUGAAGUGGACAUUUCUGUUCCUAAGCUCAAUAUUGAAGCCAAGUCUAAGAAAUCUCGUUUUAAGCUCCCCAAAUUUAAUUUUUCAGGCUCCAAAGUUCAGACUCCUGAGGUGGAUGUUAAAGUUAAAAAGCCAGAUAUUGAUGUAACAGGACCAAAAGUUGAUAUUAAUGCUCCUGAUAUUGAUGUCCAAGGAAAAGUGAAAGGAUCCAAGUUUAAAAUGCCUUUUCUGAGUAUUUCAUCUCCCAAAGUUUCUAUGCCUGAUGUGGAGUUAAAUUUGAAAAGUCCUAAAGUCAAAGGAGACUUUGAUGUUGCAGGUCCUAAUUUAGAAGGUGACUUUAAAGGUCCCAAAGUGGAUUUUAAGGCACCAGAAGUCCACCUUAAUGCACCUGAUGUGGAUGUUCAUGGCCCAGAUUGGAAUCUGAAAAUGCCCAAGAUGAAAAUGCCAAAAUUCAGUGUGCCUGGCUUAAAAGCAGAAGGGGCAGAUGUGUCUGUGGAUCUACCAAAAGGAGACAUCAACAUAGAGGGUCCCAGUGUGAAUAUUGAGAGCCCAGAAAUCAAUGUGGAAGGUCCAGAAGGAGGCUUAAAAGGUCCAAAAUUCAAGAUGCCUGAGAUGCAUGUCAAAGCUCCCAAGGUCUCCAUGCCUGAUGUUGACUUAAAUCUGAAGGGCCACAAGGGGAAAGGUGGUGUGGAUAUUUCUCUUCCCAAACUUGAAGGGGAUUUGAAAGGGCCAGAAGUUGAUAUCAAAGGCCCCAAAGUGGACAUUAAUGCCCCAGAUGUGGAUGUGCAUGGCCCAGACUGGCAUCUGAAGAUGCCUAAGGUGAAAAUGCCCAAGUUCAGCAUGCCUGGCUUUAAAGGAGAGGGUCCUGAAGUGGAUGUGAACCUGCCCAAGGCUGACAUUGAUGUCUCAGGGCCCAAAGUCAACAUUGAUAUUCCAGAUGUGAAUAUUGAAGGUCCAGAUGCAAAACUGAAGGGCCCCAAGUUCAAGAUGCCAGAGAUGAACAUCAAAGCUCCCAAGAUUUCCAUGCCUGACAUUGAUCUAAACCUGAAGGUCCCCAAAAUGAAGACUGAUGUGGAUGUGUCUUUGCCCAAAGUGGAAGGUGAUGUCAAGGGCCCUGAAGUGGACAUCAAGGGGCCUACAGUGGACAUUGACACUCCUGAUAUUAACAUUGAAGGCCCAGAGGGCAAAUUGAAAGGUCCCAAGUUUAAGAUGCCAGAGAUGCACCUAAAGGCCCCCAAAAUAUCAAUGCCUGACAUUGAUUUAAACCUGAAGGGCCCCAAGAUGAAGGGUGAUGUGGAUGUUUCCCUUCCCGGGAUUGAAGGGGAUCUAAAAGGACCUGAGGUUGACAUCAAAGGCCCGAAAAUGGACAUUAAUGCCCCAGGUGUGGAUGUUCAUGGCCCAGACUGGCACCUGAAGAUGCCCAAGGUGAAAAUGCCCAAGUUCAGCAUGCCUGGCUUCAAAGGAGAGGGUCCCGAAGUGGACGUGAACCUGCCCAAGGCUGCCAUUGAUGCCUCAGGACCCAAGGUGGACAUUGAAGGCCCUGACGUUCAUAUUGAAGGACCGGAGGGAAAGUUGAAAGGUCCCAAGUUCAAGAUGCCAGAGAUGAACAUCAAAGCCCCCAAGAUUUCCAUGCCUGACAUUGAUCUUAACCUGAAAGGGCCCAAAGUGAAGAGUGAUGUGGAUGUGUCGCUACCAAAAGUGGAAGGUGAGAUUAAAGUUCCAGAGGUGGAUAUUAAAGGGCCCAAAGUGGACAUUGAUGCCCCAGAAGUGGAUGUUCAUGGCCCAGACUGGCACCUGAAGAUGCCCAAGAUAAAAAUGCCUAAGUUCAGCAUGCCCGGCUUCAAAGGAGAGGGUCCAGAAGUGGACGUGAACCUGCCCAAGGCCGACAUUGACGUCUCAGGACCCAAGGUGGACAUUGAUGUUCCAGAUGUGAAUAUUGAAGGUCCAGAGGCAAAACUGAAGGGCCCCAAGUUCAAGAUGCCAGAGAUGAACAUCAAAGCCCCCAAGAUCUCUAUGCCUGACAUUGAUUUACACUUGAAAAGUCCUAAGGUGAAGGGAGAUGUGGACAUUUCUUUGCCUAAGGUGGAAGGUGACAUACAGGCUCCUGAAGUUGACCUCAGAGGCCCUAAGGUUGACAUUGAUGUUCCAGAUGUGGAUGUUCAUGGCCCAGACUGGCACCUGAAGAUGCCCAAGGUGAAAAUGCCCAAGUUCAGCAUGCCCGGCUUCAAAGGAGAAGGCCCAGAACUGGAUGUUCAUUUGCCCAAAGCUGACAUCGAUGUCUCAGGUCCCAAGGUGGACAUUGACACUCCUGACAUUGACAUUCAUGGUCCAGAAGGAAAACUGAAGGGCCCCAAGUUUAAAAUGCCUGACCUGCACCUCAAGGCACCCAAGAUCUCCAUGCCUGAAGUUGACCUGAAUCUGAAGGGUCCAAAGGUGAAGGGAGAGGUGGAUGUGUCUCUGCCCAAAGUGGAAGGAGACCUCAAGGGACCUGAAGUUGACCUCAAGGGCCCCAAAUUGGACAUCCAUGCCCCAGAUGUGGAUGUGCAUGGUCCAGACUGGCAUCUGAAGAUGCCUAAGGUGAAAAUGCCCAAGUUCAGCAUGCCAGGUUUCAAAGGAGAGGGUCCCGAAGUGGACGUGAACCUUCCCAAGGCCAACAUUGAUGUCUCAGGGCCCAAAGUCGACAUUGAUGUUCCAGAUGUGAAUAUCGAAGGUCCAGAUGCAAAACUGAAGGGUCCCAAGUUCAAGAUGCCAGAGAUGAACAUCAAAGCCCCCAAGAUCUCCAUGCCUGACUUUGACUUGCACCUGAAAGGUCCCAAAGUAAAGAGUGAUGUGGAUGUUUCCCUUCCUAAGGUGGAAGGUGACCUAAAAGGCCCUGAUGUUGACAUCAAAGGUCCCAAAGUGGACUUUGAUGCCCCUGAUGUGAAUAUUGAAGGUCCAGGUGCAAAACUGAAGGGCCCGAAGUUCAAGAUGCCAGAGAUGAACAUCAAAGCCCCCAAGAUCUCCAUGCCUGAUCUCGACUUUAACUUGAAGGGUCCCAAAGUGAAGGGUGAUGUGAAUGUCUCUUUGCCCCAUAUGGAAGGUGAUCUCAAGGGCCCUGAAAUUGAUAUCAAGGGACCCAAGGUGGACAUUGAUACUCCUGAUGUUAGUAUUGAAGGUCCAGAAGGGAAACUGAAGGGGCCCAAAUUUAAGAUGCCAGAGAUGCACAUCAAAGCCCCCAAGAUUUCCAUGCCUGACUUGGACUUAAAUCUCAAAGGGCCAAAGGUACAGGGAGAUGUGGACAUCUCACUUCCCAAGGUGGAAGGUGAUCUGAAAGGGCCGGAGUUGGACAUUGAAGGUCCUGAAGGGAAACUCAAAAGUCCCAAAUUUAAGAUGCCUGAUGUCCACUUCAAAACCCCACAAAUUUCCAUGAGUGACAUUGAUUUAAACUUGAAAGGACCUAAGAUAAAAGGAGAUUUGGACAUUUCCAUUCCUAAAGUAGAAGGGGAUCUUAAAGGCCCCAAAGUAGAUGUCAAAGGCCCUAAGCUGGACAUAGACACUCCUGACAUUGACAUUCAUGGUCCAGAAGGAAAACUGAAGGGCCCCAAGUUUAAAAUGCCUGACCUGCACCUCAAGGCACCCAAGAUCUCCAUGCCUGAAGUUGACCUGAAUCUGAAGGGUCCCAAAGUAAAGGGCGAUGUGGAUGUGUCUCUGCCCAAAGUGGAAGGAGACCUCAAGGGUCCUGAAGUUGACAUCAAAGGUCCCCAAGUGGACAUGGAUGUCCCUGACAUAGACGUUCAUGGCCCAGACUGGCACCUGAAAAUGCCCAAGGUGAAAAUGCCCAAGUUCAGCAUGCCUGGCAUCAAAGGAGAGGGCCCAGAAGUGGAUGUGAACCUGCCCAAGGCCAACAUUGACGUCUCAGGACCCAAAGUCGACAUUGAUGUUCCAGAUGUGAAUAUCGAAGGUCCAGAUGCAAAACUGAAGGGUCCCAAGUUCAAGAUGCCAGAGAUGAACAUCAAAGCCCCCAAGAUCUCCAUGCCUGACAUUGACUUAAACCUGAAAGGUCCCAAAGUGAAGGGUGAUAUGGAAGUUUCCCUGCCUAAGGUGGAAGGUGAUUUUAAGGGCCCUGAUGUUGACAUCAAAGGCCCCAAGGUGGACAUCGAUGCCCCUGAUGUGGAUGUUCAUGGCCCAGACUGGCACCUGAAGAUGCCCAAGGUGAAAAUGCCCAAGUUCAGCAUGCCUGGCUUCAAAGGAGAGGGCCUAGAAGUGGAUGUGAACUUGCCCAAGACUGACAUUGAUGUCUUGGGACCCAAGGUGGACAUUGAAGUUCCAGAUGUGAAUAUCGAAGGUCCAGAUGCGAAACUGAAGGGCCCCAAGUUCAAGAUGCCUGAGAUAAAUAUCAAGACUCCCAGGAUCUCCAUGCCAGAUGUUGACCUGGAUUUGAAAGCACCCAAAGUAAAAGGAGGUUAUGAUGUGUCUGUCCCUAAGACUGAAGGUACUUUCAAAGGCCCAGAAAUAGAACUUACAGGUCCACGUCUGGAUUUUGAAGGCCCUUCUGCCAAACUCAGUGGCCCACAUUUGAAGAUGCCAUCACUGGAUAUAUCCGCUCCUAAAGUAACUUCUCCUGAUGUUGAUUUGCAUCUCAAGGCACCAAAAAUUGGAGUUUCUGGUCCCAAGGUGGAAGGUGGUGAAAUGGACCUCAAGGGGCCCAGAGUUGAUUUAGAAGCUCCAAACUUAGAUGUACACAUGGAGAAUCCAGAUAUUAACAUGGAGGGGCCAGAUGUUAAAAUUCCCAAAUUUAAGAAACCCAAGUUUGGAUUUGGGGCAAAAAGCCCCAAAGCUGACAUUAAGUCACCUUCACUAGAUGUGACUGUUCCUGAGGCAGAGUUGAACCUUGAGACUCCUGAAAUUAGUGUUGGUGGCAAGGUCAAGAAAAGUAAGUUUAAAAUGCCUAAAAUUCAUAUGAGUGGUCCUAAAAUUAAGGGCAAAAAACAGGGAUUUGAUUUGAACGUUCCUGGAGGUGAAAUUGAUGCUAAUCUCAAGUCUCCUGAUGUAGAUGUCAAUGUUGCUGGACCGGAUGCCUCACUCAAAGUUGAUGUGAAAUCUCCCAAAACCAAGAAACCUAUGUUUGGAAAAAUGUACUUCCCAGACGUAGAGUUUGACAUUAAAUCAUCUAAAUUUAAAGCUGAGGCCCCCCUGCCUAGCCCCAGAAUGGAGGGUGAAAUCCAAGCACCUAAUGUGGAUAUUUCUUCACCAAGGAUUCAUGUGGAAGGUCCUGACAUCAAAGUGAAGGCUCCCAAGUUCAAGGUGCCAGGUGCGGAUAUCUCAGGGCCAAAAAUAGAAGGUGAUUUGAAAGGUCCUAGGGUGCAGGCAAACUUGGAUGCCCCUGACAUCAACAUUGAAGGCCCAGAUGCUAAAAUCAAAGCACCAUCUUUUGGCAUUUCUGCUCCUCAAGUCUCCAUCCCUGAUGCGACUGUUAACUUGAAAGGACCAAAGAUAAAGGGUGAUGUUCCCAGUGUGGGACUGGAAGGACCAGACAUAGAUCUUCAAGGUCCAGAAGCGAAAAUCAAGUUCCCCAAGUUUUCAGUGCCCAAGAUCGGUGUCCCUGGUGUGAAAAUGGAGGGGGAGGGAGCUGAGGUCCACGCCCAGCUGCCCUCUCUUGAAGGAGGCUUGAGUGCACCAGGUAUUAAGCUUGAAGGACCUGAUGUCUCUCUGAAGGGGACAGGAGUGGACUUGCCUUCAGUGAACCUCUCUAUGCCAAAAGUCUCUGGACCUGACCUUGACCUGAACUUGAAAGGACCAACUUUGAAAGGAGACCUGGCUGUCUCUGGUGACAUCGAGUGCCCUAAAGUAUCCGUAGGAGCUCCUGAUCUAAGCUUGGAGGCAUGUGAAGGUCAUAUUAAGCUUCCCAAAAUGAAGCUGCCCCAGUUUGGCAUCUCUACUCCAGGGUCUGACUUGGACAUUAAUGUCAAGGGGCCUCAUGUUGCUGGAGGACUGAAGGGGCCAGGCAUGGAUGUAAACAUCAGAGGACCUCAGAUUUCAGCACCGGAUGUGGACUUUAACUUGGAAGGACCAAAAGUGAAAGGGAGCCUCGGGGCUACCAGUGAGAUGAAAGGCCCCACUGUCAGAGGAGGUCUUCCGGGCAUCAGUGUUCACAGUCCAGAAGGAAACCUCCAAAUGCCUGGAAUUAAGUCCUCUGGAUGUGAUGUGGACCUGCCUGGUGUGAAUGUGAAACUCCCAACUGGGUGUAUUUCUGGUCCUGAAAUCAAAGGCGAUCUGAAAGGUUCAGGAAUAGGUUUCCAUGGGGCUGCUCCUGAUAUCAGUGUGAAGGGGCCUUCCUUUAAUAUGGCAUCUCCUGAGUCAGAUUUUGGUGUCAGCUUGAAGGGCCCAAACAUCCAAGGAGGUGUGGAUGUUUCAGGGGGUGUCAGUUCCCCAGAUAUCAGUCUGGGCGAAGGGCACGUGAGUGUCAAAGGUUCCAGGGGUGAGUGGAAGGGACCUCAGGUCUCCUCCGCUGUCAACUUGGAUGCAUCUAAGUUUGCUGGGGGCCUUCAUUUCUCAGGACCAAAGGUGGAAGGAGGUGUGAAAGGAGGUCAGGUUGGACUCCAAGGUCCUGGGCUGAGUGUGUCCGGGCCUCAAGGUCACUUAGAAAGUGGAUCUGGAAAAGUAACAUUCCCCAAGAUGAAGAUCCCCAAAUUUACCUUCUCUGGCCGUGAGCUGGUUGGCAGAGAAGUGGGGGUGGAUAUUAACUUCCCUAAAGUGGAAGCCAACGUUCAGGCUGGUGCCGGAGAAGGCGAGUGGGAAGAGUCUGAAGGAAAACUUAAAAAGUCCAAAAUCAAAAUGCCCAAGUUUAAUUUUUCCAAACCUAAAGGGAAAGGUGGUAUAACCAGCUCUCCGGAAGCAUCCAUUUCUGGGUCCAAAGGUGACCUGAAAAGCUCGAAGGCUAGCCUGGGCUCUCUGGAAGGAGAGGCAGAGGCCGAAGCAUCCUCACCCAAAGGCAAAUUCUCCUUAUUUAAAAGUAAGAAGCCACGGCAUCGCUCAAAUUCUUUCAGUGAUGAGAGGGAGUUCUCUGCACCUUCCACCCCGACGGGGACUUUGGAGUUUGAAGGUGGGGAAGUGUCACUAGAAGGUGGGAAAGUUAAAGGGAAGCAAGGGAAGCUGAAAUUCGGUACCUUUGGGGGAUUUUCAAAGAGCAAAGGCCAUUACGAGGUGACGGGCAGUGAUGAUGAGACAGGCAAGUUACAGGGGAGUGGAGUGUCCUUGGCCUCUAAGAAGUCCCGGCUGUCCUCUUCUUCUAGCAAUGACAGUGGGACGAAGGUUGGCAUCCAGCUUCCCGAGGUGGAGCUGACAAUCUCUACAAAGAAAGAGUAACAGGCCUUUGUAUGUGUGUACAUAUAUGUAUAAAAAUACAUCAGCCUUGGGUGUGUUUGUAUAUAAAUCCAAAGAGGAACACGCCGACAGCCUCAGCAAUAAUGCAAAAGAUCUUGCCUCUCCUGCUGGCAAGCGCUGAAAAACCAAUCGCCUUUAGGCUCCUGGAACUAUCCAGAUAGGUAAAGAGUUCCAAGUUUGUCCAGUCCAUGUGCAAAGUCAACAGUAUUUGCCUUAAGAUUUCAGUUUUUUUGCAUUGAACGCUGAGAGCUUCUGUUUACUAAGCGAGCUUUUGUUGUUUAUUAUCCUCAUUUUUACUGAACAUUGUUAGUAUUUGGGUAAUGGAAACCCACUUUUUCAUUGUAAUGACUUUUGGGGGCUUUUGUUAGUGAGGGAGGGUGGGGUAAAAGGCAGUAGAGGGGGCCAGGUCUCAAUUUCUCCUAAGAUCGGCUCUGUUCAAACAGCAAGCACCCAAAGAUGGCCCAGAGGGGGCGGCAGCCAGGGUGUGUGGGUGUUUUUAGACUUCUUUAGCAUUGCUUUUUUCCCCCAGGGGUGGUGGUCCCAGCCGGUUUGGUGCUCAUGGUGAGAGGGAAUUAGAAUUUGUUUGCAAAUUGUCCAACCCACCAGCUCAACAUGAGGGGCUUCCAUUCUGUGUUUUGUAAGAGAUAUGUUUUUAUUCAUGACUGCCAUGUUCCUGAUACUAGUUCUGAUUUCUUUUAACAAAUGUUAUCAUGAUUAAGAAAUUUUCCAGCACUUUAAUGGCAAGUUAAUUGAGAAUGUAAGAAAAAUGAUGCUGUACAAGGCAAAUAAAGCUGUUUAUUAACCCUGA
Molecule: messenger RNA, 18952 nt
Organism: Cynocephalus volans (Philippine flying lemur)
Lineage: Eukaryota; Metazoa; Chordata; Mammalia; Dermoptera; Cynocephalidae
Gene: AHNAK
Product: AHNAK nucleoprotein
Exons: 5
Coding region: 241-18126 (5961 amino acids)
Biological process (GO): regulation of RNA splicing
Cellular component (GO): cytoplasm; nucleus; costamere
Molecular function (GO): protein binding
Source: RefSeq, a predicted model, not a curated record